Messenger RNA from Pelagomonas calceolata, 1488 nucleotides. NCBI's taxonomy places the organism in Eukaryota, Pelagophyceae, Pelagomonadales, Pelagomonadaceae. The record is from the annotation of a GenBank genome assembly.
CGCAUCGCGCGGCGCGACAUCAGGCGGGGCAGCAAUCGAAGAACGCAAACUGCUUCUUUUGGGCUGCCGGCGCGCGCGUGCGAAGGAUAUCUACUGGAAACAUUUACUACUGGGCGGGCUGCCGGCUGCCCAUCGAUGCGAUAGAUCUAAAAUAUGUGGCGCCGCUGGCUCAUCGCCGCGGCGCUGGCCGCCGCCAGCGACGACCUGCCGUCGAACAUGUUGACGCUACGCAACGUCUGCGUUCAAGAGACAACAAUCACGCUGCACGCGUCGACGGCCGACGCCAAGGGCCAGCUCUGCGGCCUGACGGCCUGCCACGCGCCGCAGGCGCGCGAGCGGUGCCGCGAGAACGACGACGACGCGUUCGUGGCCGGGGUCCUGGCCGAGGCGCUGCCGCGCUUCCGGGUGCGGCGGUCGAUGGAGGCCUACCCCGUCGCGACGGCGCGACGAUACGAGCGAGUGGCGCUCUUCACGCUCACGGGCAACAUCGGCCACGACCUCUACAACGGGUUGCUGGAUGUUUUUUCGUCAUCGCUGUCGCGGCGCUUCGACGCGCUGUUCGCGAACGUCAUGUGGUUCACGGGCCGGCAGAGCUGGGACGCCGCCGUCGCCCGGCCGGACACGUCCUGGUCGUUGACGGUCGUGGACGCCUUAUUUAACGAAACGCAAACACCGCUCUACUGGGCGAGCGACGCGCACAUGGUGGGGAGCCGCUUCGAGCACCUCCCUUCGAUAGGUCUCUGCGCCGACGAGUUGGUCGUGAGGGCCCAGGGGCGCCUGGCGGAGAACGUGGGCUGGGACGCCCUCCCUGCCUUGCCGCGGCUGCGGGACAAGGUGCUCGCGCGCGUCCUCACCGAUACAUCAAAGCGGGAAAAGCUCACGCUGUACACGCGCGGCGACGCGCGACGGCGGCGCUUCCAGGGCAACGUCCAGAACUUCGCGACGCGACUCGGCGCGACGAAGGUGCUAGCUAGAAUGCCGCGGGGCGACCCGCGCCAGCAGAUCGCGCUCUACGCGUCGUCGGACGUCGUCGUGGCGCCCUUCGGCUCGAACACGGCGAACAGCGUCUUCAUGCGGCCGGGAUCUACCUUCGUCGAGGUCACGCCGCUCUGCGCGUCGACCUGCGAGGAGGGCUGCCACCCCUACUCGAAGACCCUGAGCGGGAACAUGGCCGACAACUACAACAUUUCACGGGCAAACGCGUGUCUGAACUUGAUGGCCGACGGGCCGCCGCUCCAUCGCUACUCGGGCGUGAACUAUCACAUCGUGCCGACGUGCUCGGGGACGCUGCGGUGCGCCUCUGGUAAAAUGGUCGAGCCGUCCGGGCGGCCCGUCGAGAUGCGGAAGGCCUGGAAGGCGAACUUCAACGACGACUUAGAUGUGGACGCGGCCCUGCCCCGCGUGCUCGAGAUCCUGCGGGGGCGGUCUCCGCAAACGCGCGUCGCGCCGUUCACGGUGGCGUGCCCCCGAGUUAGUCAAAAUUAAUUU